Molecule: messenger RNA, 1353 nt
Organism: Yarrowia lipolytica CLIB122
Lineage: Eukaryota; Fungi; Ascomycota; Dipodascomycetes; Dipodascales
Biological process (GO): CAAX-box protein processing
Cellular component (GO): endoplasmic reticulum membrane
Molecular function (GO): metalloendopeptidase activity
Source: RefSeq, a predicted model, not a curated record
AUGGGCACUCUCAUUGUGGUUGCUACCGCGGUGGUCUUUGUGGCCGAAAUGGUGUUGCAGGCGCGCCAGCUCGUCUAUCUGGGCGCGUCCCACACGGUGCCCCCUGAAUUGACACACAUGCUGGACUGUGUGGGGCUGCGCAAACAGAACCAGCUGGCGUGGGCCGAGCUGCGCAGCCAGUUCUACCUGGCACUGCUGCCGUUUGUGGAAAAAACGGCCAUUUUCGGCUUAGGUCUCUUGCCCUGGAUCAUCUGGGCGUCCGAGUUCAUCCAGGGCCGGCUCAGACUGCGAUUGAGCCAAAUCCACGCGCCCCAGACCCUCAUUACCAUGGCACUGAGCGACUGCGUCAACGCCUUUCUAGCCUCGGCCAUUUUCUACAUUCUCCAACGCAUCUCGCUACUGCUACAUGCCUACGAACGCGACGCAAACGUGCUCCAACUACACAUUACAAAAAUGGAAUACCUGUCCGAGUACACGUCCGAAACUCUGCAAAAGGGUGUCGUUCAAUGUCUCAUUGUGGGGUUCGCAGAGCUCGCAGUAUCGGCAUUGCCCUGGAAAAAGCCCCACAUGUCUCUCGUCUUCCUUGUCCCUCUGAUCUACACAGCUACACACAUGAUGGUGCUCAAAAUCCACCGCACAAGUCCGCCGCCCAAUGCAUAUCCGCUCAUGGAAUGCCAGUUACGGUCCAAGCUCGAAAAUGUGGCCCGUGACCUCAACUUCCCUAACCCAACACAGAUCUACGUCUACCACAAGGGAAAACCACGGAUUCACGUGGCAGGAUGGACCAAAAAAACCACCCAUAUUUAUAUCCACAAUCAUCUACUAACAAUGCACACACAUCCGGAAAUCUUGCUGUUUGUGGCCCAUGUGCUAGCAGGGCGACUCUUCCCCAUCAACACAGACACUUUCCCUCUGGGGUGGAUGGCACUAUCGGAAUACACAAGAGGUGUGUUGACGCUGCUUCUGUGUUGGAAUCCGUCCUUUCACACGUACCUGGGCUUGAAGAGGUGGCAACCUAUCUUGUUGGCUGUAUACAUCAUUCCCUGCAUUCACUACCCCAUCUACAAGGCGUGUCAGUACGCCAACAACUACUGGAAACGGUCUCAGACGUUUCAAAAGGACGCUGGACUUGUCUGUCUUGGCAAUGUACACUUGUCCUACUAUGGAUACACGCUUUCGUCGGCCUAUAAGCGCGUGUCUCCUCUGGAUGGAGACCCUCUUUGGUUGACCGAUCUUUCCGGUCGCUCCAAGCUGAAGGAGCGAUUGGAGGCAAUUGGCUGGGUUCCUCGGGGGCUAGCUGAGAAAGACACUGAGAAAGACACUGAGAAAGACAAGCGAAGGGCCUCUUGGUAG